Messenger RNA from Paramecium tetraurelia, 1482 nucleotides. RefSeq lists its product as uncharacterized. The transcript is spliced from 2 exons. The record is from RefSeq and is a predicted model, not a curated record. Lineage: Eukaryota; Ciliophora; Oligohymenophorea; Peniculida; Parameciidae.
AUGAAUGACAACUACUAGUCAUAAUUCCGUAGCAUAGAAAUGAUGCAAGACAGGUACAAUCAUUUGAGCAGCCAACUCGAUAAGUUAAAGAACUAGAUGGAUCAAAAAGUGUGUUUGGAAGACUUUUUUAAGUAUACCUCGAAAAUUGCAUCUGAAUAUGCCACCCUCUAGAUGCUCGAUUUAAGCAUCUAAUCCAUUGAAACUAGGAUGCGAUUCUGUUCAUCUGAUAAUCAAAUGAAAGGCAGCUUAGUUGCAUCGAGAGUGAAACAGUAAAGCAAAUAAACUUAAGUUUAUGAAUACCAACAUACAAUUGAAUAGCAAUUAGAAGAGAGAUUGAAUCGGUUCAGAGAAUUGAUUACCUCUCAAGUCAGAUAGUUUUGUGAUUAAGUUCAGGCUUAAGAUGUAAGUAAGCCGUUUAGGGAAUAAAUUUAAAAUAACGUAAAUAAUCUUCAUGAAAAAUUGCAUCAAGUUGAAUUAUUUCAAAUGGAGAUCUAAAGACAUCUUGAAGCAAGGGAAUUCGAAAAACUCAUUAAGAAAUACACGGAUGUCGAAGAGAGGCUGAACGUAUUAGAAAACCAUUCGAAAGGUUUGACCAAUUUAAUCCAAGUUCUAAAUCAGCAGAAGAAAAUAGAUGAAUAAGAAUAAAAGAAGAAAGUGAAGGAGAAAAAGAUUGAAGAUCACUUAAAUCAAUAUCUAACAAUUUAAGAUUUCCAUAAGCAUUAAUAGUACAUUAAAGAACAUUAUUUGACUUCGGUUUAAGGGGCUUAAUUUUUAUAGAGAAUCAAUGAAUCUGAAGAUAACAUUAAGAAUUUGUUUAAUAAAGAUAUUUAUGAUAAAUUGUCAUUAGAAAUAGCUGAUUUGGAUGAAAAGUUCGGUAUUGUGGUAGAAUCUCUUUAAAAUAAAAUUAAUGUUCAAAUACAAAAUUAAGCCACCAAACUCAACACCUUUGAGAUGUCUAUCAAUUCAUUUAUGAGCAAAUCAGAAGUCAUUCAAAUGCUUGAUAAUCCACAAGCAAUGAUGAAAGUGAAUUCUGCUGUUUAGAAUAUACAGGAGAAGUUUAAAGAACUCUAUGCUAAAUAAAUUGAUAUUCUCGAGUCUUCAUUUAAAUUCACAAUCAGUAACAUACAGGCGGCAAAUAUAACGGAAAAUGAUAAAUUGAAUCAGAAUGCUUUGCUUUUAAAAAAGUGUGAGUAAAUCAAGGUGGCUUUAUUUGAGUAUUUUGGGUAAAAUAAUUAGCAUAAUUAUUCUCAAAAGAAGAAAUAAGAAUUAAAUUAUUAAUAAUCUUAAUAAUUUAAAAAUUCAAAUAGAUUGGAAAGCAAAUAUUAGAAUCGACCUUUAUCGGUUGGUAGUCGUAUUACAAAAAUAAGAAGACAAUCGGCAACUCCGAAAGUUAUUUCUGCAUCUUUUUCAGGAAGUUCAGCAGAGCCAUAAUUUUUUUAAAAGGUUUUGCAGAAUCCUCUUGUUUAAAAAAUGAAGAAAUGA